Molecule: messenger RNA, 933 nt
Organism: Thlaspi arvense
Lineage: Eukaryota; Viridiplantae; Streptophyta; Magnoliopsida; Brassicales; Brassicaceae
Source: the annotation of a GenBank genome assembly
AUGGAUCAGGAAGGUAGGGACUCCAUGAGUGGUUCUGCUUCGGGUGGCUUACGGGCAGCUCUCUCCUAUUGUGUACAGCAAGUACGGAAUUAUGACUAUCAUCAUUAUCUUUGCCUUCUUGAACUUCCUUUGGAGAUGCGGAAGGCUGCAUUUGCUCUCCGUGCUUUCAAUGUUGAAACAGCUAGAGCCAUGGAUGUUGCUUCCGAUCCCAAAAUUGGCCUCAUGCGCCUGCUCUGGUGGCAAGAAACUAUAGAUAAGAUCUUUUCCAACAAAUUAAUCGAGCACCCAACAGCUCAGGCCCUUUCGUCAAUAAUAUCAGAGCACAGAAUUAGCAAGGUCUGGCUGAAGCGUUCCAUCGAAGCUCGAAUCAAAGAUGCCCAACGAGAAGUUAGUGAUAUCCCCAAAACUACUGAAGAGUUGGAGAAAUACGCGGAGGACACCGUGUCAACUGUGUUGUACUUAACCCUUCAGUCAGGUGGAAUCACGUCCACUGUUGCUGACCAUGCGGCUUCACAUAUUGGUAAGGCUAGUGGCCUCCUUUUGCUGAUUAAGUCACUGCCAUACCAUGCUAGUCGGAAUCGUCUGUUUUCCUACAUACCAGCUGAUGUUGCAAGCAAACACGGGCUAUUGGAGAAUCGGGGAGGUCAGCCAGAGAUUCGAGUGGAUGAUCGGGGGGCUCUGUCUGAUGCAGUUUUUGAGAUGGCUUCUGUAGCUAAUGCACACAUAAAGAAGGCUCGUGAAUUGGCUGGAACUGUGCCUGCAGAAGCUCGGCCUGUGCUUUUACCUGCUGUACCUUCCCAAGUUCUCCUGGAUUCCCUAAGUCGGGUGCAGUUUGAUGUGUUUGAUCCGAGGUUGGCUCGAGGGAUUUUGGGCGUUUCUCCUUUGUGGUACCAGUUAAAACUAAAGUGGCAUUCGUCGCUUGGGAAGUAUUGA